GGUGGGCGGGGGUUGAGACGCGGCCCCUUGUCCCGCCCCCGCCCCCGCCCCCGGAACCACCCAUUGUGCCGUGGCGCCUGCGCCGCCCUCGGGGCGUCGCGGGGGAGGGGCGGCCCGCGCAGCCGCCAGCGUCGCCGCCAUGGACCUAGGACCCGUAAAUAUCUGUGAGGAAAUGACUAUUCUGCAUGGGGGCUUUUUGCUCGCCGAGCAGCUGUUCCACCCCAAAGCACUGACAGAAAUGACAAAGUCUGACUGGGAACGCGUUGGGCAGCCCAUUGUGGAGGCCCUAAGGGAGAUCUCCUCUGCCACAGCUUGCUCCCAGCCCUUUGCCUGGAAGAAGAAAGCUCUGAUCAUCAUCUGGGCCAAGGUUCUUCAGCCCUACCCUGUCACCCCUUCAGACACUGACACUUGGUGGCAGGAAGAUGUGUUCUUCUCAGUAGGCAACAUGAUCCCUACCAUCAAUCACACGGUCCUUUUUGAGCUGCUCAAGUCUCUGGAAGCUUCUGGACUCUUUAUCCAGCUCCUGAUGGCCCUGCCCACCGCUGUCUGCCGUGCAGAACUCGAGCACUUUUUGGAGCACAUGUCCGUUGACACAUCUUCAAAGGAUGUGGCCUUUUUCCUCAGCGUCUGGUGGGAAAUGAUGAAACACAAAGGCAAUCAGCAGGACCCCCUGCUCUCCCAGUUUAGAACAAUGGCCCAUAAGUAUUUGUCAUCCUCAGAUGAGUUCUCCCACCCUCCAAAGAGGUUUAAGUCGGACCCAGAUGUGUGUCCGACCAUGCCCCUGUUGGCCAUGCUGCUCACCGGGCUGAAGCAAAUCCAGAGUCGAAUCCUCUGCCCAGGGAUGAAGUGCUGUGCGUUAGCCAACUUGGCAGACAUGCUGACCGUGUUUGCACUGAUGGAGGACGACCCCCAGGAAGUGUCUGCAACCGUGUAUCUGGACAAACUGGCCACGGUGAUCUCCGUGUGGAAUUCGGACACCCAGAACCCAUAUCACCAGCAGGCACUGGCCGAGAAGGUAAAGGAGGCAGAACGGGACAUAAGCCUGACCUCUCUGGCCAAGCUUCCAAGUGAGACAAUCUUCAUCGGGUUUGAGUUCAUGUGCAGCCUGCUGCGGGAGUGGGGGGAGGAGCUGCAGGCCAUGCUCAAUGGCAGCCAGGGGACGAAUUAUGACAGCUUCCGGCUGUGUGACAGCCUGACUUCCUUCAGCCAGAACUUGAAGCUCUACCUGGAUUCUACCAGCUUGUCCAAGGAGGAGAGGCAGGUGGUCUCGGAGCUGGCAGAGUGCGUUGCAGACUUCCUGAGGAAAACAGCCAAGGUACUGAAGAAGAAGGGCUUUGAGAAGGACAUCAUUGCCUCCAUUGCCAUGGCCAUUAUCGAGCAGAAGAUGGACCGGCAUAUGGAAAUGUGCUACAUUUUUGCUUCUGAGAAGAAGUGGGCCUUUUCAGACGAGUGGCUAGCCUGCCUGCUUAAUAACCAGGCCCUCUUCCGAGAGCCAGACCUGGUGUUAAAGCUGCUGGAAACGGUGAUAGAAGUGACCGCGGCAGACAGAGCCAUCCCUGAAUCUAAGAUCAAACAAGUGAUCAGCUUGAUUCUGGAAUGCUAUGCAGACCUCUCGCUGCCAGAUAAAAAUAAAGUCCUCUCAGGCACCCUGCUCUCCUGGGGGCGGAAGGGUCUCUCUGAAAAGCUGUUGGCUUACUUGGAUGGGUUUCAGGAGGACGUCAAUACAACUUUCAACCAGCUCACACAGAGUGCCUCUGAACAGGGCUUAGCUAAAGCCGUGGCCUCUGUGGCCCGCCUGGUCAUCCUGCACCCGGAGGUCACCGUGAAGAAAAUGUGCAGCAUGGCCGUGGUCAGUCUCGGCACCCAUAAGUUCCUGGCCCAGAUUCUCACUGCCUUCCCCGCUCUCCGGUUUCUGGAAGAGCAGGGUCCAAAUCCAUCCACCAGCUUUGUGGUGUCCUGCCUCAAAGAAACCGUCUGGACAAAGUUCUCCACACCCAAAGAAGAAAAGCAAUUUUUAGAGCUCCUGGGCUGCCUGAUGAAUCCUGUGAAGCCCCAGGGAAUCCCGGUUGCCGCUCUUCUUGAGCCAGAUGAAGUGCUGAAGGAGUUUGUCCUGCCUUUCUUGCUGCUCGACGUCAAAGAGGUGGACCUCAGCUUGAAGAUCUUCAUCCAGACUCUUGAAGCAAAUGCGUGUUUGGAGGAAUACUGGCUCCACACCUGCUCUCCGUUCCCCCUCCUCUUCAGCUUGUGCCAGCUCUUAGAUGGCUUCAGCAAAUACUGGCAGCUCCCCAGGGAGAAACGGUGCCUCUCUUUGGAUGGGAAGGACCUGGUGAUCCAUAUCCUGGAGGUCCUCUGUGAGAUUAUAUUGGCCAACACUGAGACCUUCUCCCCAGACACCUGGAUCAAGUCCCUGUCUUGGCUCCACCGGAAGCUGGAGCAGCUCGACUGGACUGUGCGCCUGAGAAUGAAGAACCUCUUUGAGGGCCACUUCAAGUGUGAGGUGCCCACCACACUCUUUGAGAUCUGUAAGCUUUCUGAGGACGAGUGGACCUCCCAAGCCCACCCUGGUUACGGCCCAGGCACAGGGCUGCUCGCUUGGAUGGAGUGCUGCUCCAUCUCCAGCAGCAUCUCCGAGCAGAUGCUGUCCCUCCUGGUGGUGGACGUGGGCAACCCCGAGGAGGUCAGAUUGUUCAGCAAGGGCUUCCUGGUGGUCCUGGUACAAGUCCUGCCUUGGUGCAGUCCCCAAGAGUGGCAGCACCUGUACCAGCUGACCAGGAGACUGCUGGAGAAGCAACUCCUGCAUGUCCCGUACAGCCUGGAGUACAUUCAGUUCGUUCCUCUGCUCAACCUGAAGCCCUUCGCCCAGGAGCUCCAGUUCUCCGUGCUCUUCCUGAGAGCCUUCCAGUUUCUCUGCAGCCAGAGCUGUCGUAACUGGCUUCCCAUGGAAGGCUGGAGCCACGUAGUCAAGCUUCUCUGUAACAGUCUGACCCACCUCCUGGACUCUGUUCGGAUGAUUCAGUCGGUUGGCCCUUGGGCUCAAGAACAGGACCUGACCCAGGAGACCCUGUUCUUUUAUACCCAGGUAUUCUGUCACGUUCUGCAUAUCAUGGCCAUGCUCCACCAAGAGGUGUGCGAACCGCUCUAUGUUCUGGCCUUGGAGAUCCUCACCUGCUACGAAACCCUGAGCAAGGCCAACCCUUCUGGUAGCUCCUUGCUCCAGAAGGUAAAUGAGCAGCGCUUCUUGAAGUCCAUCGCUGAGAACAUUAGCCCUGAGGAGCGGCGUCAGACCCUGCUGCAGAAGAUCAGCAACUUCUGACCUUCGUACACCAGAGAACAGCUGGGCCCUGGCUUGGUGGGGUCUCUAGGGGUUCGAGCUGAGAAACGCAAGCCUUUCAGUUACAUGAAGUUGUAUGCAAGCUAAAAACAUAUACGGCAAUAACUGUAAAGAAAAUAGUUUCUUAGGUGUUUGUAACAUACAAAUUAUAAAAUUCUCGUUUGAGUUUCA
Molecule: messenger RNA, 3502 nt
Organism: Lutra lutra (Eurasian river otter)
Lineage: Eukaryota; Metazoa; Chordata; Mammalia; Carnivora; Mustelidae
Gene: GEMIN4
Product: gem nuclear organelle associated protein 4
Exons: 2
Coding region: 140-3313 (1057 amino acids)
Biological process (GO): rRNA processing; spliceosomal snRNP assembly
Cellular component (GO): SMN complex
Source: RefSeq, a predicted model, not a curated record